Metarhizium robertsii ARSEF 23 is the source of this 2232-nucleotide messenger RNA. Its product is annotated as poly(A) RNA binding protein. The transcript is spliced from 2 exons. Lineage: Eukaryota; Fungi; Ascomycota; Sordariomycetes; Hypocreales; Clavicipitaceae. The record is from RefSeq and is a predicted model, not a curated record. Gene Ontology annotation, cellular component: ribonucleoprotein complex. The coding region runs from base 1 to 2232 and encodes 743 amino acids. Gene Ontology annotation, molecular function: RNA binding.
AUGGCCGCCAACACUACCUCCGGCGCUGUUGACCAGCUUGCCACCGACCUCAACAACACCUCCCUCAAUAAUGGCAGCGGCGAUGCCAAGCCCACUGUCGACACCACGGUCGGCACUGCAGGCUCCGAAGACGCCUCUGCUCCCACUCCUAGCUCCGCUGCUCCCCAUCCUCAGAACUCCGCCUCUCUCUACGUUGGAGAGCUUGAUCCCUCUGUCACCGAGGCCAUGCUCUUCGAGCUCUUCUCCCAGAUCGGUGCUGUCGCCUCCAUCCGUGUCUGUCGUGAUGCCGUCACGCGUCGCUCUCUGGGCUAUGCCUACGUCAAUUACAACUCUACUGCUGAUGGAGAGAAGGCUCUGGAGGAGCUCAAUUACACCCUCAUCAAGGGCCGCCCGUGCCGCAUCAUGUGGUCUCAGCGUGACCCUGCUCUCCGCAAGACUGGCCAGGGCAAUGUCUUCAUCAAGAACUUGGAUGUUGCCAUUGACAACAAGGCUCUCCAUGAUACCUUUGCUGCCUUUGGCAACAUUCUGAGCUGCAAGGUUGCCCAGGACGAGAACGGCAACUCCAAGGGCUAUGGUUUUGUCCAUUACGAGACGGACGAGGCUGCUCACCAGGCCAUCAAGCACGUUAAUGGCAUGCUUCUCAACGAGAAGAAGGUCUACGUCGGUCAUCACAUCCCGAAGAAGGACCGUCAGAGCAAGUUUGAGGAGAUGAAAGCUAACUUUACCAACAUUUACAUCAAGAAUAUCAGCACUGAGGCCUCCGACGACGAGUUCCGUGAGCUCUUCGAGAAGUAUGGUGACAUCACGUCUUCUUCUCUUGCCCGUGAUCAGGAGGGCAAGAGCCGUGGCUUCGGUUUUGUCAAUUUCACCACCCAUGAAAGCGCCGCCAAGGCUGUCGAGGAGCUCCACGGUAAGGACUUCCGUGGCCAGGACCUUUACGUUGGCCGUGCCCAGAAGAAGCAUGAGCGUGAGGAGGAGCUGCGCAAAUCAUACGAAGCUGCUCGUCUGGAAAAAGCCAAUAAGUACCAGGGUGUCAACCUCUACAUCAAGAACCUUGAUGACGAUGUGGAUGAUGAGAAGCUCCGCCAGAUGUUUGCCGAGUUUGGCCCCAUCACCUCCGCCAAGGUGAUGAGGGAUGCUCCUUCCGAUGGAUCCGACGACGAUAAGGAGAAGGAAGAAGACAACGAGAAGGAGCCUGAGGCCAAGGAGGAAGCCAAGGAGACCGAGGAGGAAGACGCCGACAAGAAAGCUGAUAAGAAGGGUGACAAGAAACUUGGUAAGAGCAAGGGCUUUGGUUUCGUCUGCUUCAGCAAUCCUGAUGAUGCCACCAAGGCUGUUGCUGAGAUGAACCAACGCAUGAUCAACGGCAAGCCCCUGUAUGUUGCUCUGGCUCAGCGCAAGGAUGUUCGCAAGAGCCAGCUCGAGGCCAGUAUCCAGGCUCGCAACCAGCUGCGUAUGCAGCAAGCUGCUGCCGCGGCCGGUAUGCCUCAGCAGUACAUGCAGCCUCCCGUUUUCUACGGCCAACAGCCGGGCUUUAUACCACAAGGUGGCCGUGGUAUGCCAUUCCCUCAGCCUGGCAUCGGCAUGGGCGGUGUCCAGGGUGGUCGACCUGGUCAGUUCCCUGGCUACCCUCAGCAAGGUGGCCGUGGUGGUGUUCCCCAGCAGAUGCCCCCCAACAUGUACGGUAUGCCCGGACAAUUUCCUCCCCAGUACGGCCAACCCGGCACUCCUCAGUUCAUGGCUGCUAUGCAGGCUCAGCAGGCUGCCAUGGGUGGUCGCGGCGCUCCUCAGGGUGGCCGUGGUGUGCCGCCUCCUAACGCUGGUCCUGGUGGUAUGCCUGGAUACCCGCCCAACAAUCGUCAGGGUGCUGGCCGUGGAAAUGGCCGUAACAACAACGCCAAUGGUCCCAAUCAGGCUGGCCGGGGCGAGGGAAACAAUGCCUCUGUGCUGCAGUCUCAGCUUGCCGGUGCCCAACCCGCCCAGCAGAAGCAGAUCCUGGGUGAGAUCAUCUUCCCCAAGAUUCAGGCCAUCAAUUCUGAGCUUGCCGGAAAGAUCACUGGUAUGCUCUUGGAGAUGGAGAACAGUGAGCUCGUCAACCUGAUUGAGGAUGACGUUGCUCUGAAGGCCAAGGUCGACGAGGCACUUGCUGUCUACGACGAGUACGUCAAAUCACAGGGCAACGAAGGUGCCGAGGCGGGCGAGGCUAAGAAGGAAGAAGAGACCAAGGCUUAA